Molecule: messenger RNA, 3500 nt
Organism: Astyanax mexicanus (Mexican tetra)
Lineage: Eukaryota; Metazoa; Chordata; Actinopteri; Characiformes; Acestrorhamphidae
Gene: cebpz
Product: CCAAT enhancer binding protein zeta
Exons: 17
Coding region: 40-3249 (1069 amino acids)
Cellular component (GO): nucleus
Source: RefSeq, a predicted model, not a curated record
CUUCCAGGACCUGCCCCUCUCCUAACCCAUGUUUCCAGCAUGGCUGCGAAACGCAAACAGUGGCCGAAAGCCGUGAGAUUCGAGGAGAGUGAGGAGAACGAGGAGGACGCGCUGGAAAAUGAAAACGAUGAAGCAGAGGAGAAUGGAGAGAAACAGGAGGAUGAGGAGGAGGAAGAGGAGUUCACUCUGGACGGAGUCCUGCGGUUGGGAGGCACUAGGGCAGACUAUGUCAUGCUGGUUGGCAUUGAUGACAGCAACGAGCUUGUAAACGGUGGAAAGAAAGGUGCUAUCGAUGAUUUGGAGGAUGGGGAACUGGAACAGUUCAUCACAAAGCUGGGCAUUCGUUCCUAUUCGGACAACCAGAUUAUUAAGGAUGAGGAUGAUGAUGAGGAGGAUGACAGUGAGGAAAAGCAAGAACAGAAACCCACAGAACCCUUGGAUAAAAAAGACAAAAAGAAAAACAAAGAGCCUGUCAAGACACCUGCAGCCAAACAAGAAUCUGAGCAAAAAAAGAAGAAAGAUAAAGAGGCUAAAAAGGCAGCAGCUGCUGUAAAGAAGGCCAAGCAGAACGCCAGCCUCUUCGAGUUUUACCCCAGACAGUCACUGUUGGUCAAACCUGGUGGGAAAUGGUAUGACAUAGACUACACUUCAGAAAGCAACUCUUCAGCUCAGGAAGAGUCUUUGGUUUCUCAAUACAAAGAUUUGGCUCGUAAACUCUUUGAGGCUGAAGCCGAACUCUACAAAUCCAAGAAGAACUUUCAGAAAGGAGCUAACACAGCCUGGAUGAAGAGCGUUGUCUCAACUGGAACUCUUGCUGACAGGAUGGCAGCCAUGACUGUUUUGAUCCAGGACGCUCCGGUGCACUGUCUGUCACAUAUUGAGAGUUUGGUCACUUUGAUUAAAAAGAAAGGCAGUCGUAGGGAAGGUCUGAUGGCGUUGGACACUCUUAGGGAGCUGCUGUGUUCUGACCUUUUGCCAGAAAACCGCAAACUACGUACCUUUGCACAGCGGCCUUUCGACAUGCUGGAGGAGAAAGCUAGUGGAAACCGUGAUGCUCGUGAUCGGAGGCUGAUCCUUUGGUUCUUUGAACACCAGCUGAAGCUGCAGGUGGCCGAGUUUGUGGUGGCCCUUAACACUCUGUCUCAUGACUCUAUCCUGGCCAACAAAACGAAGGCACUAACCACUGCUCACGAGCUUCUGUGUAACCAUCCAGAGCAGGAAAAAGCCCUGCUGUCUCACAUAGUCAACAAGUUGGGAGAUCCAGAGUACAAAGUGGCCUCCAAAGCUUCAUAUCUGCUGGAGACGCUGCUCUACAAACACCCGAUUAUGAAAGUGGUGGUGUGCACCGAAGUGGAGCGCCUUAUGUUUAGACCAAAUAUCAGCUCUAAAGCUCAGUACUAUGCUGCCUGCUUCCUCAACCAGGUGAUGUUGAGCCACGAAGAAGCCGACCUGGCCACCAAACUCAUCACCAUUUACUUCACUUUCUUCAGAGUCUGCGUUCGAAAGAAGGAUGUGGAUUCUAAAAUGCUUAGUGCCUUGCUGACAGGAGUGAACCGGGCUUAUCCAUACGCAAAAGUGGGUGAUGAGAAAGUGCGGGAGCAGCUGGACACUCUGUUUAAAGUGGUGCACAUAGUGAAAUUCAGCACUGCUGUGCAAGCUCUGAUGCUGCUGUUUCAAGUCAUGGACUCGCAGAAUUCGGUGUCUGAUCGCUACUAUGUAGCUCUGUACAAGAAGCUGUUGGAUCCAGGUCUGGCCAUAUGCUCGAGACAGAGCAUGUUUCUCAACCUACUGUAUAAAUCCCUUAAAGCAGACAUAGUGCUGAGGAGGAUCAAGGCUUUUGUAAAGAGACUCUUACAGGUCAGCUGUGAGCAAAGCCCGACCUUCGCAUGUGGCGCUCUCUUCCUGGUAUCUGAGGUGAUGAAGAGCAAACCUGGCCUUCAACUGCUUUUGAAGGAGGAAGGGGAUGCUGAGGAGGAAAAGUUUGAAGACCUAAAAGGAUUUGAGGAUGACGAUGAUGAAGAAGAGAGAUUUGUGGAUGCAGAUAAAGCUGAACAGGAACAGACUGAAAAAACAGAGCAGCCAAAACCAACUGCAUCAUGGGUGCAUCACCAAAACCUGGAGGGUAAGAACAUGAAGAUAUACGACCCCAUAUUCAGAAAUCCAUUAUACUGUGGGGCAAACUACACCACACUCUGGGAGCUGCAGAAGCUCUCUUUGCAUUUCCACCCCUCUGUGGCACUUUUUGCAAAGACCAUUAUGCAGGGAGAGUUCAUUCAGUACACAGGAGACCCUCUGCAGGACUUUACACUCAUCAGAUUUCUGGAUCGGUUCGUGUUCAGAAACCCAAAACCGAUGAAGGGCAAAAAAAACACAGAAGCCACUGUUAUGCAGCCAAAGCAGAAACAGUCCAUGAACAACAUCCGGUCAUUACCUGUGAACUGCAAAGAGUAUCUAGCCAAAGAGGAGAGUCAGAUCCCUGUGGAUGAGGUGUUCUUUUACAGGUUCUUUAAGAAACGUGAAGGAGAGAAGCAGCAGAAGGCACCUCGGGAAGGGGAUGAUGAGAGUGUGGAAGACGUGGAUGAUGACGAGUUUGACAGAAUGCUUGAUUCUAUAGAAAGCGACAGCUACUUCACAGAUUUUAAGGACGAUGACCUGGACUUUGCGGGUAAUGUGAAGAAGGAAUCCAAGAAAGGGAAAAAGGCAGAAGACUCUGACUCUGACCUGGAUAGUGAUGAUGAUCUGGAUGAUGAGGAAGUCUCUCUGGGUAGUAUGGAAGAUGAGCUAGAAGAUGAGCUCGAGGAGGAAGGUGGCGCGUUUAUGGACCCUGAUGGAGAUGAUGAUGAUGAGGAAGAAGUACCAGAGCUCGAGGAUGGUAAUGACUUUGAUGAUGGCCGUACAAAACUCAAAACAGGCAAAAGAAAGUCAUCAGAGCAGUUGGAUUUCUUGGAGUCUUUUGGAAAAAAGAAAAUGAAAGGAAAGAAGCAUGAUACAGCAAUAUUUGCAUCAGCUGAAGAGUUUGGGGAACUGCUGGAUGAGAAUGUGGACUCCAAAUUGGAUAACCUUGGCAUGAAUGCAAUGGCCAACAAAGACAAAGCCAGUGUCAAGCAGCUGAAAUGGGAAUCCAAGCGUGAUGACUGGAUUCAAGGACGCGAUGUUAAAACAAUCCGGAGAAAAAAGGCGAUGUUCAAUAAGAGGAAAACAUUUGGAAAGCCCAAAACAGGCAAAAGAACUGUUGGAAAAAAGAAAUGAAAAGUCAGCUGUCCUCAUGUGUUUGUGUAUUUAAUCUUGCUUAGACCACGCGUCCUGAUCUGCUUCCCGAAUGCCAUAUACUCCAGACCACUCGUUGGCCUUGUAAAAAACUAAGAAAAGGAAGAAGAAAUGCUUAUCAGGCAGAUCACAGGCAUGUUCACUUGCCAAAUUGGUGGCAAAAUUUUCUACAAUGGACUAAUGUUAAACAUAAAUGUAAAAGUGCAUUUUACAAUAAAUAAUAUUUUACUGUU